Messenger RNA from Phytophthora sojae, 1521 nucleotides. RefSeq lists its product as hypothetical. The coding region runs from base 1 to 1521 and encodes 506 amino acids. Lineage: Eukaryota; Oomycota; Peronosporomycetes; Peronosporales; Peronosporaceae. The transcript has a single exon. The record is from RefSeq and is a predicted model, not a curated record.
AUGGCCGCUAUCUCGUACUCAACGCGAGUGUGGUCUGAGAUACUCCUCAGCCCGGUUGGAGUGGUUGACAAGGCCGGCAACGAGACACGGAUGAUUAACGACUACUCAUAUCCUGAUGGGGCAUCGGUGAACGACUUUACGGAUCGCUCCAACUUCCCGCCAGUCUCCUACAACCCUCCCCGCGAUAUUGCGCGCCGGAUCCACGAUUUACGCACGGCCCAGCCUGAUGCUGACGUGUUAUUGAUGCUCGGAGACGUCUCCGGUGCCUUUCGUCACGUGCCUGUCCACGAGGAUGCCGUGCACAUGUUUGCUUUUGCCAUCGACGACUACGUAGUCAUCGAUUUGGCCUGUGGCUUUGGCUGGUGUGGGUCGCCAGCCUUUUACUCUCUAGCGGGGUCUGCCAUCAAUUAUAUUUAUGAGGGUUCGCACUCGUCGGACUCCUCGACCCACAAUGCGUCCCCCUUUCGUGGGAAUGUAUGGUGUGAUGAUCACACGUGUGUUGAGAUUGAUGAGGGUCGAAGAUGCCACGAUGCCAAUGUUGCGCUACGAGAAGCAAUGGCCACUGUCUUAGGGCCGACAGCAAUCAAUGACCGGAAGUUUACCCCGUGGCGCUCCAAGAAUGUUGCGCUUGGCUUAAUGUGGGACGCCGCCGACGUCACCGUAUCCAUCCCAGCGGAAAAACUACAGAGGGCUACCACCAAAGUCGACCAAGUUCUCAAUGCCGGACGUGCCUCCAAAUCCGACCUCCAGAAGCUUCUCGGUGUGUUUCGCCACGUGGCCUCGUGCUUUCCAUCCGCUAGGGCCUUUUACCAGAGGGUUCACACGGCAACCGUGGCAAUGCUGCCUUACGGAGCCCGCGCCCUUGACACCGAUACCAUCGAAGAUUUGCGGUGGUUAAGAGCGGUCAUGCUCAACCAAGACCGGUUUAAUGGGAUUCCAGUAUCACAGUUUGCUGCAACUACGCCCCCGUCCAUAAUCGUGGAGAUGGAUGCUUCCAACACAGGUCUGUGUGCUUUGGACACCAACCGGCGUGAGUAUAUCCGACUGCAAUACAGUGACGAAGAAUGCGCAGAGCUCCAGAGUGGGUCGUACCAGAAUUCGAUCAACGUACGCGAACUUCAGAGUGCUGUGCUCGCCGCACUCUUGUGGGGACCGCACUGGCAGAAUGCAUCUCCGACACAGCCCACCCACGUCCAGUUUCACAUCGACAAUAUGAGCGCUGUUUCGUGGGCGAGUCGUCGGUACAGCCGCCACCCUACGGCGCAGCUCUACAAUCGACUGAUCUCUAUGGUUGAGCUCAAGUAUGGCCUAUUCUUCACUGCCAUCCACAUUCCUAGCAAGCUUAACACAAUGGCGGAUGCGGGAUCACGGGCGUGGACUGAAUCUCAUCCAUUAUGGGCAACGUGGUCUGAUCUUUCUUGUGCGUGGACGCAGGUGAACGUCGUACCUCCCUUCGACAAUCUCUCAAGCGUGUGGGAGCGAUUCUGUGCAGCCACGCCCUGGCAAGAUCGUCAAACAUGA